AUGUCGGGAGGUUACAGAGAGACCCCCCCUUACCGACAUUUUCUGGUCUCCACAGCUCCGUCCCAGGUCAGCGAGGUCAUCAAGGAGAAGGUGCAGCAGCGCAGCAUCCAGCUGUCCUGGCAGGAGCCCCAGCAGCCCAACGGGGUCAUCACAGAGUACGAAAUCAAAUACUACGAGAAGGAUCAGAAGGACAGGGUGUACUCCACAGUCAGGUCCAAGUCCACGUCGGCCACAGUGAACAACCUUAAGCCCAGCACCUCCUACGUGUUCCAGAUCCGGGCAUUCACCGAGGCGGGCUACGGCACCUUCGGCCCCCGCCUGGAGAUCACCACCAAAGAAGAAACCACAACCACGAUCGUCUCCAGCGAGCAGAACCCCGUUAUCAUCAUCGCGGUGGUGGCCGUGGCGGGGACCAUCAUCCUUGUGUUCAUGGUGUUCGGCUUCAUCAUCGGGAGAAGGUACGCUCUCGCGGGCCCCAUUGACUCUCCGCUCCUGCACUGCGGGUACAGCAAAGCUGAUCAGGAGGGAGACGAGGAGCUCUACUUCCAGUUUAAAUUUCCAGGCACCAAAACCUACAUUGACCCUGAAACCUACGAGGACCCCAACAGGGCUGUCCAUCAAUUUGCCAAGGAGCUGGACGCCUCCUGCAUUAAAAUCGAGCGGGUUAUCGGAGCAGGAGAGUUUGGGGAGGUGUGCAGCGGCCGGCUCAAGCUUCCUGGAAAGCGGGACGUGUCUGCCGCCAUCAAGACGUUAAAAGUAGGCUACACAGAGAAGCAGAGGCGGGACUUCCUGUGCGAGGCCAGCAUUAUGGGACAGUUCGACCACCCCAAUGUGGUUCAUCUGGAGGGAGUCGUGACAAGAGGAAAACCGGUGAUGAUUGUCAUCGAGUACAUGGAGAACGGCUCAUUAGAUGGUUUCCUCAGGAAACACGAUGGUCAGUUCACAGUCAUCCAGCUGGUGGGCAUGCUGCGGGGCAUUGCGGCAGGAAUGAGAUAUCUCUCCGAUAUGGGAUACAUCCAUCGAGACCUGGCCGCUCGAAAUAUCCUUGUCAACAGCAAUCUCGUAUGUAAAGUUUCCGACUUCGGCCUGUCAAGGGUGAUAGACGACGAUCCCGAGGCUGUCUACACAACAACUGGGAAGAUGCAGGAUAUAAUGAAUGUGAUGUUUACUCCAGCCACUGACCUGCGUUUUACUGAACAGGGUGGCAAAAUCCCCGUCAGGUGGACGGCGCCGGAAGCCAUCCAGUAUCGUAAAUUCACCUCGGCCAGCGACGCAUGGAGCUACGGCAUCGUCAUGUGGGAGGCCAUGUCCUAUGGGGAGCGGCCCUACUGGGACAUGUCCAAUCAAGAUGUCAUAAAGGCGAUAGAGGAGGGGUACCGCCUCCCAGCGCCGAUGGACUGCCCCCCCGGCCUGCACCAGCUCAUGCUGGACUGCUGGCAGAAGGACAGAGCCGAGCGUCCAAAAUUCGAUCAGAUAGUCAGCAUCCUCGAUAAGAUGAUCCGCAACCCUAACACCUUGAAAACCCCAGUGGGAACAUGUACAAGACCAAUUAGUCCGCUGUUGGAUCAGAGCACACCAGACUUCACCACUUUCCGCUCUGUAGGAGAGUGGCUGGAAGCCAUCAAGAUGGAGCGAUACAGAGACAACUUCACAGCGGCUGGCUACAGCUCCCUGGAAUCUGUGGCCAGGAUGUCAAUCGAUGACGUGAUGAGCUUGGGGAUCUCGCUGGUGGGCCAUCAGAAGAAGAUCAUGAGCAGCAUACAGACUAUGAGAGCCCAGAUGCUGCACCUCCACGGCACAGGGGUCCAGGUGUGACCCGCAGUUUGCAUCAUGAGAAACUCUAACAGAACUUAUGGGAUGUACCCGGGACAAAUGGUCAAAGCUAACGGACGUGAGUCGUGCCGGAAUCCUCGGCUGUGUCUGGAGUGAAAUCAUUCCUUUGUUCCUCGCUCCGCCUCUUCACAGGGCACUGAAGAGAGGAAAAGGACAAACAACCGCAACAAAAAAGAAACUACCUGAACCAGAUGACUUUCUUUACUUACUUUCGUUAGAAGCGCUUAUGAACCCAACCACAUAUCAAAGGGUGCAUUGGAAAGGACUUCUGUUUGAACUUAAUGAAUGAUUUAAAUGCACACCGAGGCUAUGGAUUCUCUCUAAAAAGAACAAAAAAAACAACUUGUCUACUUGCAGUGGUUUCACUUACAUUUUUGUAUUUGUUAGUUUUCUUUCUGUCUACUACGAUGACAUGUUUGGCACAUGCAGCAGUUUGUUUCUCUCUUGUAUUUGGAUUUGACUACAGGGUAAAGGAGAGGGUUUUAUGGUUUCAACCUCUCAAUGUUUUUUAUUAUAGAAUGUUCUGAAGAGUGCAACACUGAAGAGACGCAGGAGAAUCAGCAGACUUUUAUAUCAGAGUAGCAAUAUCCUUGUCUUACUGUUCACCACAGGAAACGCAGUCGCUUGGUUAUUGAGUAGAAUGUUGCAGCACUGUUGAAAUACUUUAUUGAAAUUGAAGCCACCACAAAUUGUUUUGCCAUCGUUUUACCUAAAAUGUUGCACACAGUGUUUGUUUCGGUGCAUUGUUGAGCUGCAAAUCCAGUUUUUAAAGGUGGCUCCAAAAACAUUGUAGACGUAAUACUGCCUUAAAAAGUGUUAGCUUAAGUGUUGCUACUAUUUUAGGAUCUUCAAUGGAAAUGCUUUCUGCAUUCAUUUAAAGGGUCGACAAGCUCCCUAUAUUUUUGUUUUUCUUGUAGUGUGAUGUCUUUUUAUCGCUGACUAAUCUUGAACUGGUGAAAGUGAGACACGGUGAGCGAAGAAGAGUAGGACUGAACAGAGCAAUAAUUACCAGGUAGAAACGGUCCUCACCUGAGAUUUGUAAGGUGCUAGGUUUUAUCAAAUAUGUGUGCUGUGCUGAGACUAACCCUCUGGAAAGAAGUAGUCACCCUCGGAAAGGAAAGUACCUCUUUGACCCAAAAACGGUUCGGAAAGUGCUCAGAAAAACUGCCGUGCCAAGUCAUCAGAGGAAAUAACCAUGUUGUAUUUUGCCGCUAUGAUAUGCUAAACGUCUGAUGGAAACAUGGCGUGGAAAUGUUAAAGUGAUGCGGCGAUGAAAGAGACACCGUUAGAACACUAGGAAGGCGCCUUAGCCAUGCUGACAUCCUUUCCGGACACAGACGCGCUGUCCAGAAAUCAAAGAGCCCCUUCAGGGUUUGGGUCGGAAAAUUAGGACCAAACGAUGGAGCUGGAGUCAGACCGUGCUGUUGAAACCCCCCCCCCCCCCCACCCCAGCCACGCAGCUCCCUUAUUUAUUCAUGUGUCUCCACCGCUCAUCCCUCACAGGCGAAGAUGUGAUGGAACAUGCAUUAAAGUGUCUCUUCAGAUUGCUCCUCUUUUCUUCCAUACGGCGUUGUAUGGAGAACAGAGACGAGGGGGCUUUGCAGAAGAUGUGCUAAAAGCCAAUCAACCUAUUCCGUGCCAUCUGUCUCCACUUCAAAUGCCACAAAAGGAGAAAGUUUCCAUGUUGAUUAUGUUUCACUGCAGCAUUCUUUGAUAAGAGGAUGCAGUGAUUAAGCUGUCAUGGUGUUGUGAAGGAAAAACCAUCAUGUCUUCAACUCCUGUAGCUACCUGAUAUACAUCUAUGUUUUCAAAAGCUAGAGUUAGGUCAACUGCUUCCUUCUCAAAUGUAUAGAAAAAGAAAAAACUGCACAUUUCACCAAUCCCAGUUUACAUAUUCAAAUCCCCCUUAUCGUCUAACUAACUGUCCCUGAUGCAGAGAUAUGUAUUUACCAAGCAUGGAGGACAACUAAUCUAGCACACACUCACAUUCAAGGUGGAACCUGUGCAUCUUUGCCUACAAAAGAUUUGAACAGUCAAUUUCACAUUUUCUAUGAUUUUCUUUAGCACAGAACUGAUGAGCUGCAAUCAAAUGUUCCACUGACAGCAGAAACUGAAAACAGUAAAUGAAGAGUACUGUUGAGUUGGCUUUAUGAAAACAUGCUGAAUGAGAACAGAAAGCAGCACUUUUAACAACGCGAGAGACAGUG
Notothenia coriiceps (black rockcod) is the source of this 4040-nucleotide messenger RNA. It is a transcript of the gene epha7, whose product is annotated as eph receptor A7. Gene Ontology annotation, molecular function: ATP binding; protein binding; transmembrane-ephrin receptor activity. The transcript is spliced from 13 exons. Gene Ontology annotation, biological process: ephrin receptor signaling pathway; axon guidance; protein phosphorylation. NCBI's taxonomy places the organism in Eukaryota, Metazoa, Chordata, Actinopteri, Perciformes, Nototheniidae. The record is from RefSeq and is a predicted model, not a curated record. Gene Ontology annotation, cellular component: plasma membrane; dendrite. Bases 1 to 1815 code for a protein of 604 amino acids.